Molecule: messenger RNA, 3228 nt
Organism: Apis florea (little honeybee)
Lineage: Eukaryota; Metazoa; Arthropoda; Insecta; Hymenoptera; Apidae
Product: protein O-mannosyl-transferase TMTC1
Molecular function (GO): protein binding
Source: RefSeq, a predicted model, not a curated record
GAGGGGAAGGGAAAAAGGCCGGUGGAUGCGGUCGUUGUCGUGGUCAUCGCGGUGUUUGAGAUGCGAUCAUCGAUCGAAUCGCGCCACGGUGAACAGUGGCCACGCUCGACGAGGAUUUAUCGGCGCGGCAGAUAGCGAUAACGUAUGAGAGGAGAAGCGGGUUCCAUGAGAAGUGCGGUCUUCAUCCCCGCCGACCGCGGAGGAACGUUUGACCGGUUUUCGCGCGCCGGUUUCCGCGAACUGUGAAUCAUGAGACGACGCAAUAACGGGUGCUGCUGCCAGAGCAGCAGAAGGAUGGUCGGCCGUGGCGGAUGCAACGACUCGGAGGGGAACGAACCGCCCGUGUGGUGUAUUUACGCGACGGUCGCUUUGGUCGCUGUCGCCUGUUACUUGAACGCGUUAGGUGGUGAUUUCGUGCACGACGAUAUACCCGCGGUGGUGAGGAACAAGGACGUGCUCGCUCAAACCCCUUUGACCAGCCUCCUGAACAACGAUUUUUGGGGCACGCCUAUGCGCGACGUUAACAGCCACAAGAGUUACAGACCGUUGACAACGUUAACGUUUCGGUUAAAUUACUUGAUGUCGGGAUUAACGACAAGCUGGUAUCACGCAACGAAUAUUGCCCUACACGCCAUUGCAUGCGUUUUGGUCACAAAGGUGAGCCUAGCGGUAGCAUCAUUGCGUCCAGGAUUUGCUGCCUUGACAGGCUUGCUGUUUGCUGCUCAUCCUGUACACACUGAAGCGGUAACUGGGAUCGUAGGACGAGCAGACGUACUCGCGUGCAUCUUCUUCUUGUUGUCCUUUCUAGCUUAUCAUGGGCAGCCGACGGCUUAUGUAUGGAGCAGCGUGUGCCUAGGGGCGCUGUCAAUGCUUGCCAAGGAAACAGGCAUUACUGUUUUGCUUCUAAACCUUCUUUACGACCUCUGUCGCUCCUGGCAUUCAAUCAAGAGAUCUAUUUUCGAGGCGAGAUGGAACGACGACUCGAGACACUUUUCUCGUCGAGCUGCCGCCCUACUUUUUUCGUUUGGUGUGUUGUUGGUGGUACGUCUUGCCCUCCUUCACGGCACUCUACCAAAGUUCUCGCCUCAGGAUAAUCCGGCAGCUUUUCAUCCCUGUUUCCACGUGAGAUUCUUGACGUUUUGCUAUCUGGCAGCCCUGCAUUGUUGGUUAUUACUUUGUCCAGCGACGCUGUCUCAUGAUUGGCAGAUGGGAUCCGUUCCUUUGGUUGCCUCGUUGGCCGACACCAGAAAUCUGGCCACCUGUCUAUUCUUCGGCGGUUGCCUGAUCCUAACCUACAAAGCCUUCACGGACUUCGAGCAACAGAGGCAUCCGCCUCUUCUUCUUGGUUGGAUGUUCCUGGUACUACCGUUCCUGCCCGCAUCCAAUCUUUUUAUUACCGUUGGAUUCGUCGUCGCGGAACGUGUACUCUACAUGCCCAGUGUCGGGUGGAUCCUGCUGGUCGUGUAUGGGAUGCAAAUCAGCUGGACGGCUAUUCCACGUAGAAGAAGUUUGAUCACGAUGGGAAUCGUUCUUCUUCUACUCCUAGGAUGCUAUAAAACGGUGUUGAGAAACAGAGAUUGGAUGUCUAGAGAGAGUCUGAUCAGGGCUGGUCUGCGGUCUCUUCCCCACAACGCUAAGAUGCAUUACAACUUUGCCAACUUUCUGCGAGACACAUCGCAACCGAACCGUGCGAUUCUACAUUACCAGUUGGCCCUUUGGCUGUGGCCGACGUACGCCAGUGCGCAUAACAACCUCGGAACACUCACGGUGGGCGAUCAAGCGGAGCAACACUUUUUGGCAGCAAUACACGCUCAACCGGGCCACGUGAACGCUCAUUACAAUCUUGGCCAGCUUUACAGGAAAACGAACAGGACAGAGGAGUGUAUACGGAUGUUGCAAAAAUGUGUAUCCCUGGAUCCAGCGUACACACCAGCCUAUCUGGUCCUGGCGAGGUUGGCAACCGGUCCAACAGCGGGCGCACUUCUGCGACACGUUGUCCGGCUACAACCACGAAGCCCCGACCAUCUCACGGAAUAUGCUUCGUGGCUGUACCAGAAUGGCAAAUGGCUGCCCUCCCUCAAGUACUAUCUCAAAGCCAUGGAGAUCUCGCCCUCGCACAGAUCGUCGCUUCUGGGAACGGUCAGGAUACUGAGGUCGCGGGGUCAGUGGCCAAGGGUGCAUCAGCUCAUCACUAGGUGGCACCUGAUGUUACGAGCGAAAAGGGGCGGCCUCGUAUAUCGCGGUGAUCUUUACAUACGCGCGUGGCAGUUGCAAAGUGAAUCUCGUCGUCGUGCGCAUCAGCAUCAAGGAAAUAUCUGCUUGUCGGAGGGCGGCUGUUCGACACCGCGUGUCGCCAGUGUGUCAGUACAGCUCGAGCAGGACAGCAACAAGUCGGAGCAGCUUGAGCGGGCGCCACGUUGCAACGUACGUACCUGUAGACAGUCGAGAAAGGGGAAGGCACGUGUGACCGCUCCCGCCCUCCUCGUCCAGAACCUCCUGGAGACCCUCUAGCUCGCGAGACUCUUCGGCUAACCCCUCGCCCCUGUGAUUUCUGUGUCUCAUCCUCCUCCCCCGGUCUCGCUUUGAACGAAGGAUUCGACGAGUUCUCGAACAACUCCAAGACUUGUUGGCGUGCUUGAUUGCUUUCUAACGAUGCGAGCAAAAGGGGAAAAGGAAUUUUUUGUUUCUUCGCAAAAAUCGUUUCUUUCUCGGGAUCGAUCGAGAAAAGAUUUGUCGAGAUAGUCUUGGAUUAAUUUUCCUAUUUGUAUAAUAGUUUAUCAUAAUAUUUAUUAUAUUUAUUAUAUAUUUAUUAUAGUUUUUGAAAAUAAGUUUUGAGUGAAAAAUCACACGAAUUACAAAUUAUUACGAACAAAUUACUUUCGAUUACGAAAUUUCAUCAGCGGGAAAAUCAAAUAAGAAUGAAAUAUUAGUUACACGGGUAACGUAGAGGAUUAAAGAUCCUCGAACGAAAUGAGAUUUGUUUCGAGAUGAAUAUAUGAAUACGACUAGUCAUGAAAUCGAGAUUACUCGAAAUUACUUUCCGCUCUGUAUAAAGUGUAUGCUUCUUCUUAUCUCACAGUCUGAUCUCAUCACUAGACGCGAGACACGUCUCGGGACAAAUCUCACGAUUUAAAAGAAGUACUUUAAAUUAUUCCGUGAAAUCGUGGAUCGAUCGAGAGGUUGCGUGUUCGUCAGAGGAGAAGGACCAAGCGAUACGAGCGAGGGGAA